This is a messenger RNA of Nezara viridula (southern green stink bug), 411 nucleotides long. The record is from the annotation of a GenBank genome assembly. NCBI's taxonomy places the organism in Eukaryota, Metazoa, Arthropoda, Insecta, Hemiptera, Pentatomidae.
AUGGGGCCAACGACACCUACUUGGAAAAAAAUUAAUGUUCAGAAAACUGAGUUAAAAGGAAAGCCGGAUGUUUCUAAUGGUAAAAGACCUAAGCGCUCUCAAUGGACUAAAUCCCUUGUUUGUGACAGUGAUCCCUUCGCUGAAUCUAAUAUGGAUCUGGAGUUAAUAGAAGUAGAUCUUGACCUGUCAUUAUCAGCUUUUGCUAAUGCUAAAAGGUAUAUGAAGGCAGGUGAUCUUUAUGUACAUGCUGAUGUGCAGGGUGCCAGUAGUGUAAUAAUUAAAAACCCAUCUGGUAAGCCAGUACCUCCACGGACAUUGGAUGAAGCCGGUCUUAUGGCUGCCAUCCAUGGACCAAACCUCUGGGGGCUACCUACUGACAUUCUGGAAAAUCACAUCUCAAUUCCUGAUUAA